AUGGGAUCGAGCAUUAUCAUGCAAAUAGUAAAUUCGCUCCUGCUUGCCGUUGAGUUUUUCGGCAAUCCGGUCCAAUUUUUGACAAUAGAGAUCAGCAGUGAUGGUACAACCAGUUGGAAGCACUGCUCAGUGAAUAAUUUAGUUGAUGCUCCACCAAACUUUCAGCAUCAGCCCGUUGCUGUAGCUGCUGUGGUGAUAACUCAUGUUUUACCACUGCAACAUAAGAGCACCCAAGCUGCUCUGCUAAGCACUGUAAAGUCAAUCGACAAUCUCGCUCGAUGA
Molecule: messenger RNA, 282 nt
Organism: Adineta ricciae
Lineage: Eukaryota; Metazoa; Rotifera; Eurotatoria; Adinetida; Adinetidae
Source: the annotation of a GenBank genome assembly